AAUAUAUUACGCGUAAAACAACAGCCAAUUUUUAAUAUCUACAUAUAAAUAUCUCUGUACCGCCUAAUUUGUCUUCCCGGUCUAAGACAUUAGGUAUUUCUGGUUCACAAGUUAUUAGCUCUAAACACGUUAGUCCGCACUGGUUUAUCAGUUAGUCGACUAACUCAAUAUGAUCGUUUUGGACUAUAAAAACUAUCGCAUAUGGGAAAAGCAACUUUUUUACUUCGCUCAUACCUACAAAUACCGCAGCAUCCUUGACGGAGAUGUCGAUGAGAGCAACCCUGCCUCCCUCGAAGAAUGGGAUAACCCAAAUUAUACUGACGUAAGGAAUCUUCCUAAUGAAGAGGAGAUAAACUAUUUCGAGUUCUCAGUCCUUCCUAAAUCUUGCGUUACCGAACCUGAGAAAGAGCUCAUGGAACGUCGAUUGAAAUCCAAUCUCAGCGACAAGCAACUAUCUGAAUACUAUCGUCGUUUCCUUAUACUUUCUGAACACCUUCGUGAUUCAAUUCCGGAAGAUUUACAAGUCGACAUUCUUCACUUAAACAAACCACAUGAAAUCUUCAAAUAUAUCGCAUCCAGAUACCAGGAGGAUGACUCACUCAUUUCUCACUCCCAUGAAUCCAUUCCAAAAGACUUACAGGCUGAAGAUUUUCACAUACACAAACCACAUGAAAUUUCCAACCAUACCACCUUUAAAUACGAAAACAUUGACCAUGUCGCCGUGAACCACAAUUUACGCUAUCUCAUGGGCAUGAAAUUCACAUAUGGCACCGACCUCACCAAAUUUUUUGCUGAGAUGAAAGGAAUAUGGGCGAAGAUUCGUGACCCCGAACCCUACCGUCUCAUGCCAGUUGACAUAUUGAGAUGUACUGUUCUUCUCGCGAUGCCCAAAGAAAUGUCCGACUCGGUCGAAAUUGCUCAGCAUCUAUGCAGUGAGACGAACUCACCACAAAAUUUAAUGGACGAACUUAUCAGGCUUUACAACACUUAUCACAAAGAUGCUCGCAAUUCUCAGUCCUCUACUUCUUCCUCUGACUUCCAAUCUUCUGCCAAAUGCAACUUCUGUCUCCUUCGCGGUGUGAAAAAGGUCAACCACUCCUCCGAUGCCUGUCGCUCUAGUCGAGCUCUUCAAGAUCUUCUCGAUCCUGAUACUAACUCUCCAGAAAUCCCUGAAGCUCUUAAUCAUACUACUGGUACGUCUCAUGAUCCCGAGUCUGCAAUCUUCUCUACAGGUGUCUCUUUACACAUCACUGGCCGUCGCGACCUAUUUGUGGAUUUCAUCACCAUUCCUCCCAAAAGCAUUCGGGGUAUCAAUGGCUCAAUAAUCCAGGCUACUGGUAUCGGUAAGGUAAGGUUCCAAUAUGCAGUAGGCAAAUCUAUUAAAACAAUGGAACUCAACGACGCGUACUUCGUGAAAGACUCUCUUAACACUCUCAUUUCUGUCAGUAGUUUUAGUCGUAAUAAGCUCUCUGUUUUAUUUGCUCCUAAUUUGAAUUUCGGCCUUCUCCUCAAUGCCAAACUUCAUCCACUUUUCAAAAUACCUGUUACAGAUGGUCUUUUUAAGAUUAAGAUUUGUCACUUACAUAAGUUGGUUCCUUAG
Molecule: messenger RNA, 1600 nt
Organism: Wallemia mellicola CBS 633.66
Lineage: Eukaryota; Fungi; Basidiomycota; Wallemiomycetes; Wallemiales; Wallemiaceae
Exons: 1
Coding region: 170-1600 (476 amino acids)
Source: RefSeq, a predicted model, not a curated record